AGCGGCGCACGGUGGCCACUUGAGCGGCACGGCGGCAUCAGCCGAGCCCAGGACACUUAAAAGUCUGACCACAUUUUGUGACCCAUGGCAAAUCACAAUGAAAUGAAAUUUAACAUGGACUUAGAUGCAAAUGGUUGCUGUAAUAUCUCCUUGGAGUGGUUAAAGGAUUAAGGGGUUUGGUUGAUCGUGUGAUGAUAACCAGUUAGGCCCCUGAGGCUGCAAAAAUGAAUAAGACAGUGACUCACAACCCAGUCAGCAAGACAUGCUUGAGGACAGAUAAACUAUAGUUCAAAAGAGGAACAGAGAGGGAGAGAGAUACAGAUACAUCAAUGAUGAGAGAGAAGCAUUGAUCAACUGCCUCCUGUACACCCCACACUGGGCAUCGAGCUUGCAACUUGGGCAUGUGACCUGACUGGGAAUCAAACAGUGACCUCCUGGUUCAUAAGUCAACACUCAACCCCUGAGCCACGCAGGCUGGGCAUUUUGUGUGUUCUUAUUGCUCUUCCACUGAGUGUUCGCCUUUCAAAUUUCCCUAGGUUCUACCUCACCUUUUCAACUUGUGGCCCACUGUGUUCUUCCCAGGUUCUUAAUCAAGAACCAACUUUAUGGACCCAAGUCAGGUUUGUCCCAUGGCCUGCUGUGAACAACGUGCUGUCUGAUACAAGAUUCCAUUGGCAAACCAUCUCUGUUGCCUUACAGAGCAAGCAAAGAAGAUGGAUCGAUUGAAGAGCCAUCUGCCUGUGUGCUUUCUACCUUCUGUGCCCUUUUUAAUCCUAGUAUCCACUUUAGCGACUGCAAAGAGUAUGACUAACAGCACUUUAAAUGGCACUGACAUGGUCUUGGGCUUUAUGCCCGUAAUCAUUGCCAGAACUGACCAUAUCAUAGUCAAGGAAGGGAAUAGUGCCUUGAUUAAUUGUAGUGUUAAUGGCAUCCCUGAUCCACAGUUCAAGUGGUAUAAUUCCGUUGGCAAGCUGCUGAAAGAAGAAGAGGAUGAGAAGGAGAGAGAAGGAGGAAAAUGGCAGAUGCACGAGGGUGGCCUCCUGAACAUCACCAAGGUGUCUUUUUCAGACCGAGGGAAAUACACAUGUGUUGCCUCCAAUGCCUAUGGCAUUGUGAACAACACGGUGACCCUGCGCGUCAUCUUCACCUCGGGAGACAUGGGUGUCUACUACAUGGUGGUCUGCCUCGUGGCCUUCACCAUCGUCAUGGUCCUCAACAUCACCCGUCUGUGUAUGAUGAGUAGCCACCUGAAGAAGACAGAGAAGGCCAUCAACGAGUUCUUUAGGACAGAAGGUGCAGAGAAGCUGCAGAAGGCAUUUGAGAUCGCCAAGCGGAUCCCCAUCAUCACCUCAGCCAAAACUCUAGAGCUUGCCAAAGUCACCCAGUUCAAAACCAUGGAGUUUGCCCGCUACAUUGAAGAGCUGGCCAGGAGUGUGCCGCUGCCUCCUCUCAUUAUGAACUGCAGAACCAUCAUGGAGGAAAUCAUGGAGGUGGUCAGGCUGGAGGAGCAGGGGCAGAAUUUUGUGCAGCACACACCAGAAGGCCAGGAAGCCAUGGACAGGGAUGAGGUAUACAUGAUCCGAAACUCUCUGAAGCGAAGUGACUCUCCCACCGCCGACUCAGACGCCUCAUCGCUGCAUGAACAGCCUCAGCAGAUUGCCAUCAAGGUGUCCGUGCAUCCACAAUCCAAAAAAGAUCACGUGGAUGACCAAGAGGGUGUACAGUUUGAAGAUGUCAAAGAUGAAGAGGACACAGAACUGUCAGCUGAACAAUCCCCAGAAACUGUAGAGCCUUCUACAGAUGUAACAUCCACAGAGCUAACGCCUGAAGAGCCCACACCUGUUGAGCCCAUGGCUGUUGAGGUAUCAGAUAGAGUCCCGCCGCCAGCUCACCUGGAAACUACAGAGCUGGCAGUGGCACAUGAAAGAAACACCUGCAUUAUUUAUGAAAGCCAUGUCUAAUAUCAACUCUGAAAAGCUAUGCAUAUUAAGAAAAUCAGGGGCUGCUCCUCGUAGUCCAGAUGUAGUACGCACUUGCCACUAAGCCUUACCAGGAGACUCUCAUCCCUUAGGUAGGAGUGAUGCUAUUGUAGAAGGGGAAACACCUGUGUGCAGUCCUUGUGACUGGACUCCCCAGGAGAAAAGGAUGCAGGAAACAUCAGGGUGCAGAAUUGAUGCUAUUGUCCAAGUGAUACAAGUUUUAGAGACAAUUCUCUGCCAAAUACUUUCACUGGUGAUGCCCUUUUGGCAAAGAGUACACUACUGUAAGAUAAAUUCUGAAUUCAAGAGCCCUGUCCAAUGCACACUGCAUUGCUUUUCUUUAAAAAAAAUUAUAGGUCUGCUACAAUAGCAAAUGCACGUAUAUGGGUUUGUUGCACUUUCUUCUCAGUCCUUGUUCCUUUCACUGUUCCUUGAAAUGGAGUAGUUGUUGUUAUAUUAAUACUAAUGGCUCUUUCUGACUUAGUCUUCUAUGUCCUUGCUUUCCCCUAGAACAUUUACCUCAGAGGCUUUGGUAUCAGUCACCAGUACCAGGGCUGAUAUCUACAAGUCAUUUAUAAUGUUCCAGAGUAGUCACUAGACUCCUUGUUUUUGUUAUUCCCAAGGCCUAUUUUCAUACCUUGAUUUUUACUUGUUUCCAAUAAAGCUGCUGUAAGUGAAACUGAGAAAAACUUUGCCCAGGAACAGCACUUUAAUAGCCAAAUGAAAACGUGUUUACCUGUCCAAUUCUAAGAACCUUUGUGUGAGCUCAACUGAAGUAUGGUGGUGAUGGUGGAUUAUAAAAGGUUGAGUAUACCCGUAAUAACCAUGAAAACUGCUGUUUUUACAUUUAAGUAACAUCAUCCUCAAAAAAAAAAAAACAACCCGAUCUUUACCUGGAAAAUUUAUUGCUUCCUAAGUCAGAGGCAUUUGAAUCCCUGUAGGUUGUAGAAUAUUGGCUACCCAAGGACUUGGAGGGAAGGAUAAUGAAGAGCUAAUAUGCUAAUUAGACCAAACAGCAGAACAACCAUCCGGACAACCUUCCAGACGAAGCCGGGGCCACGAUGGCUGAGCUCCUUGCAUGAAUUUUGUGCAUCGGGCCUCUAGUAUUAUAAUAGUAUAGGAAACUGUACCAUCAAAUUUCAUGCCAAAAGUAUUAAAUUAAUUUUUAGUCUCACAAGAAAGUUAUAAGCAAGGUAGAAUGAUGUCAUAGACAAAAGACAAAACUAGUCAUCCAAAGGCCAACACCUUACUUGGCAAUGCCAAUAACCAGCUGCCUGGCUUUGGGCAAGUCUGGGUUUCAGUUUCCUUAUCUGUCAGAGGCAGAAGACUUGGUAAGUCCUAAGCACCAUUUAAAUAGUCUCAUUCUCUCACAGAACCAAACCAAUAUUAUCCUUGUUCUUUUUCACAGUUACUUUAAAGAUUGUCAUUUGUAUCUCUAAUGUUUAUGCUGCAUUACUUACUCAAUAAUGAGUAAGUAUGAUUUUCAAAAAUCAUAGCAUUUUAAGUAAAUUGUAGAUCUUCUCCCCCCUUGCCCCACAAAUUAAUCAUUUGACCACUUCUACAAUUUAGAUUUAAUCAUGAUGAGAACAAGUGGUGUUAUUUCAUGUUCACUUAGGAGGAGGGAGACACUAACCUUAAAGCAGUUAUAAGGGUCAUGACAUUGGAGGUUAGUUACAUGGACCACAUUGGUGAUGAGAGAGCAGAUGAAGAUGUCUAGUCCUUAAUCUGCCACUCUCUGGAUAAGUGAGUGACCUUGGGCAGUUCCCUUCUCCAUUCUGGGGUUUAAUCUUUUUAACUUGCAAAAUAUAGGGGUUGUUGUGCUCGUUGAUCACAAAAUCCCUUCUAGCUCAGACAUUUAAAGUUUUAUGGAAAAUUGGUAAUCUCUCAUGGUGGCCCCCAUAGCAUGAGACAUGCAAUAUUAGGAACAAAAAUGGGUACAUGAGGUUGGAUGCUUUUGCUGUCCAAACUUUACAGCAAAUGUCUCUAGCUCUGUAGCUGAGGGCAGUGGGUAUGGCUUUAGGAAUGGCUUUGAUGGGUUUUUUUACUCCUAGAUACCUGAUAUUGAAGGCAAACUCACAAGAUGUGGAGUUUGAUCAGACAUCUCUUGGUCAAGAAUGAACUCUUGGCAUCUUGGGUGGUCACAUAAAGAAAUUAGUAGUGAGCAACAAGAGAAACCAUGCUUCCUGAUUGGGCUCUCCUGAUUGGGAUUUUAUGUAUUUGGAUGCAGAAAAGUUUUAUCUCCAACUCUCAGAAUAUAAACAUUUUUCACUUGUUAUAGAGGUCAACAAACUCUUACCAGGGAUCUAUAUGCCCAAAACAAGAGAGACUUAAGCUCACUUUGGGGUAUUGUGAGAACUGUUUCUCAAUGUAUUCUGUUUUCAUUCCACCCAAACCCAUGUGCAUAUUUCCACAUGAAAAUUACAGGAGAAGACAUCUAGUAUUUCGUCUAGACAUUGAUUCAGGGUAAAACGUUUAAAAUGGGCAAAUUUUUUAUGAAGUAGGAGCAGAAAUGUGUGACCAAAGAAUGUUUCCAUUUUGCUUUUAGCUUCUUUAGACUGAGGAGAUUAUAUCAAAAUGUUCUCCCUCUUUAAGCAUCCAAAAGCUCUUGAUAUAAUAAUAGCCAACCUAAAGGGAAAUUGGCUUACAACAGAGAUUUCUCCUCCCAGAAAUUCUACACUCUUCCUAUCCAUCCUAUUGCUUCUUACAAAGGGAGAAAGGUUCUCCUGCUAGAAUAUGAAAUGUAGAUGACCUUGUGACUUUCAGCUGAUUUUCGAAGAUCAAUAAGAUUCAUAGACAUAUGGCUGUGUGAGUGUGUGUGUGUGUGUGUGCGCGCACACACACACACACGCACAACACAUGUCAGACUCAUUUGGGCAGUUUUAAAAGCUUAACACCAAAUCCCAAGCUAUGUUCCUUGGGUUAUAUGUAGUCAUUCUCAAAAUCAAACAAUUUCGGGUUUCUGAGUCAUCUGGUUAUAUUCUAGCAAUUUUUUUCUUGAAAUUCUGAAAAUAAUUCAGAUAGUAUGCAUAUUUAAUUCACAUAGGUGUCUGCAAACUUGGAUGGUAUUUAUUGUAAAUGAAACAUUUAUACUGAAAAAUAUGUAAUUUAUAGUGGUUUUGUUUAAUAUAUUAUAUUUUCAUAUCGUUAGGGCACAUCUACUCUUCUCAUCUUUUUGUAUAUCAUACUUAAUAAAAAGAAAUACUAAUACUUGACUGACUGAAAUCUCUAGGAACUAAAUGUGAUGCCUAAUCUAUAGAAGUCACUCUGAAAAUCUGUGAAUGUUCUCAUACCAAGCAUUAUUGUGUCAUCAUUACAUCAAGAAUGAUCUGUCUCAGAUGUUUAUAAGCAUUCCUUUUUUUCAAAACUAUGGAUUCUGGAAUCCCCUUCCUUUCUUUUUCUUUUUUGUUGUUUGCUGCAUUUUUAAUUGUGUAUGUUGUUUAAGCUUCCCUUUAAAGGGCAAGUGUGAGAUAAGAAAACAACUUAAUGGAAAGACAGAAUUGAACUAUGGCUCUGUAGAUUAUUUAAUGAACUGAUAACCUGUUUUAAAUCUAAUGCUUGGGUUGUUAUUUAUUAGUGAUCUAAGAUCUGCUCACUUCUUUAGUACAUAAAGAAAAUGUGAGGCACAAUGAAUAUUUGCAUGUUUUGUACAGGCACACUCUCAAUGUGGUGCAGCCAACACAAAUCAAGUUCACUAUACAAAUACCAAUCCCAACCACGGGAGGAACCAUUUUACAAUGGCAAAUCUGGCAUCUUUUAUUCGCAAAUGGAAAUAUUGUGCCAGUGUUGAAACUCUGAAAUGGUUCUGUUAAAGGGGGAUUUCCUCUCAGUGUUUCAUUUGGUAAGAAAAUGGAGCGUUUAACUCUUCUUUCAGAUACUCUAUUUUAUACUCAGCACAGUUCAACUACUGACCUGUACCUAUCUUCCCAUAUCCUUUUAGCAAUCCCUUAAGAUUAUUAUUCCUGUUUCUACUAGAUUUUUAAACUAAUUUAUUGUAGUCUUUAAAUACCUAUCAGAUCUCAUUGUAUAUUCCCACACAUAUUUUGAACACCUGAUAUCUAUAAGAUAUCAGGUGUUCAUAAUAUUCAUUUUUACAUUUACCUAUUCAUUUAAAAGCCCUUCAGUAGAUGACAACAUUCAUUUUCCUAAUGCCUUUCUUGGGGCUUCUACAAUGAUUAAUCUGGUUUGGAUGAAAUAAAUCAGUGGGGGGGGGGGGUAGAAUCAAGUAAAAUAGAAUUGCUUAUUAUGUUUUACAAAGGACUGAGAGUUUGUUAUACAAGAAAACAUAUGAGGUUGGCAAUGAUCUUUAUGAUUCUAUAGAGAUACCAUUUUAAGGAAGCUAAUACUUAGACUACCACAAUCAAAAUUAAAGCUUUAGAGAAUGUAAAACUAUAAAACAAUUAGCUCUAAGAAUAUUUUGGCAUGAAUUAUUUUUUAUUUAACCUGUAACAAUAGCCUUCAAAUGUAUCUCUCUGAUACCAUAGAGCUGCCUACAAUGAAUUAGGGUCCAAGAAGAUGCUUGUAUUUCUGUUUGGUUUGCUAUAUAUCUACUUCUGAAUAUCCUGUAUUAAAAUUGGAAAGUAAAAAAAUUUACCUGGGGAAAAUGUCAAACUGGCGAUUUUGUGAACUAUAAAUGUUCAACCUUUUAAAAGUAAUUUAAAUAUGGAAACAAAUGACUGAUAUUUAAGUUGAUGUUAUAGUAGAAAAAAAAUGUGAUUCAUCCUGUAUUUUGAUUGUUGCUUUAAUAAAGGGUUUGCACAGGU
Messenger RNA from Eptesicus fuscus (big brown bat), 6739 nucleotides. RefSeq names its product microfibril associated protein 3 like (gene MFAP3L). NCBI's taxonomy places the organism in Eukaryota, Metazoa, Chordata, Mammalia, Chiroptera, Vespertilionidae. The record is from RefSeq and is a predicted model, not a curated record. The coding region runs from base 714 to 1961 and encodes 415 amino acids. The transcript has 6 exons.